CAUAAACAGGUUUUUUUUCUUGCCCCAUGGGAAGAUUUUAGAUAGUGUACAAGGAGAAAAUGUGUUCCUGUUUGUUAAGGUAGUUGUAAAUUUAAAUAUUCCAUUCUGGAAUAAAAACCGAAGGUAUUGUGAUGCCAAACAUGUUGGCCAUCUACACUAAGGCCAAUUCCACAUAUAUAUGGAAUAUUGCUGACCUACUGUAAAUCUCUCAGCUUAGGCUUAAUUCAUUCUUACUGGCACUCCAAAUGGCUAUCUUCCUGGAGAAGUAAAAUAGUCUCCUAGGUGACUUCAGAGCUACAAACCCCAUUUAACCACUCGGGGAAAACUGAUCUGGCUUGGCCUUUGUAAGCCUUAACAGUAAGGAACCCUUAGGGAAGAAACCUUCCUUAGAGUGUAUUAUAAGACUACAGACAGUUUCAUGUGCCCCUGGAUGAGUGGUCGCUGUGAGAAUUUGAUUUUUAAUUCCUUCUCUGGCAAGUUUCCUUUCAGAUUGACCCCAUCCUGGGGGUAAAGUCCUAAACCAUCUGUCUGGUACUUCUGUGUAGAGCGACUUUGAAUUUAAAAGUCCUUUAAAUAUUGUCAUUUUAAAAAGCGGUGAUAUUAGAGACCAUAUAUCAAACGAUUGUGCCUUUAUUCUUCCAAUUCUUAAUUUUAGAUAGCUGAGGAGUUGUGUGGACAUAAGUACUUACUUCAAGGGAUCACUUGUAUGGCAACUGUCAUCUACAGAUUACAGAAACUUUCAGAGGCUUUAAAUAUAGUAAUAUCUCUGUGCUGUCAGUAUUCACCCUCCCACCCCGCUGCAUUAAGGCAUUUUACAAAGAAGGACAUUUAUCAAUAGAGAGGAUUAGAUUACUUCCACUGUUGAGCAAGGAAUAGUUGUCAGAGCCAGUAGAGAGACCUCAAGAAUUUGGGCUUCCAGACUCUUUUUCUAAGCUCUAGAAAGCAGGUCUUCCUGGCACUGCCUCUUGACGCUACCAAACAGAAGCAAUAACAAAGAAAAAGAAAAAAAAAUAAUUUAAAAAUAUUCAUUUAAUAGGGAGGGAGGGGGCAAGAGGACAGAAUGUGUGGAUGUAUAUUUUGUGUGUGUGAAGGUCACCUUUUAUUUACAUCUUAAAGAAUCAUAAAUGGGGAAAUUGCCCCAAGGGAAAUGCAUUAUAUGUGCCGGUACUUUGUAUUCCGUAACAUUAUGAACCUGACCUGAUAGCAGAAAACAUGGUUCUAUUUUACUGAGAAUUGUAAUUGUUUAGUGAAGCGGAAAAGGGGGGUAGGGCAGGGGAAUACUCAAUCAUUUCUGAUAAUAGUAUAAAGGCGACAGACAGUUCAAUAAUAGAAGGGGAGAAACAUACGGACUCCCACAAGUUCGAAGUAUCUUGUAACCUUAAAAAAAAAAUCCCUGCACAUACUACCGCUGACGGAGGAUUACUGUGAGCUGAUUGCUCUGGACUUCAAACACUGAGAGUCAUUCUAUCAUGAGGAGGGGGUGGGUGGGGGGGUGAGAGGGGUUCUUUAACAAAGUCCUCCUCUCUCUGCACCCUCCCACUCCAUUCACUUGCAAAUCAGUGUGUGCCCAGAAGAGCCUGCUUUCCCUAAGCCCCAUCACCUUCCCAUACUGAGUGCUGCAGUUUGAGCAGGAAGCAGUGGGAACUGUGUAGGCUAACAGAACAGCAGCAGCCCCCGGAGCAGAGGCGGCUGAGGUGGUAGCAGCGGCAUCCGCAACCGCAGCGGCAGCCGCAACCGCAGCGGCAGCAGGAGCGAAGGCAGUGGGGAAAGCAGCAGCUGGAGCAGCGGCUGCAGAAACAGGUAGCAGAAUCUUUCCGUGUUUGUUUGUAACUAGGGGUAAGGGUUAAGGUGAUCUCUAGUGUUGUUGGGGUGUUUGUAGCUGUGGUUUCUGUCCGCGCCUCUCCUUAUCAUUGAAUGGAAACCAAUCCGCUAGAGGGUCCCGUCAGCUUCCGCUGCAUGCACGCCAGAGUUAAAAGAGAUGCUCCAAGUGUCAGACCUUAGUUUGGUGCCGGUAGCUUCCCUGCAGGUGGAGACACCAGGCAGCCCGCGGGCGCGGGGGGCUUACUCACAGGCGGAGCGGCACUGGGGCCGAGGAUUGACCGGUGUGCUGCUCCAGGAGGCUGAGGGCUGGGUGUGUGCGGAUAUCCUCCGAGACCUAAGCAACGAACGCUAAGGAAGAGGGAGGAAUGAGGCUGGAUACAGUGCAGCAGAACUGAGCACUUCCAGGACAGGAAAAGGCACUACAACUGAGCCCUGCUUUGUGCAAUCAUAAUGAGAACUCACCAUUACUUCUUGCUGCUUUUUUGGGUUGGUCAGAUCUACCAAAGUUUCUCAAGCCCCUUCUCCAAGAGGACUAGUGGCUUUCCAGAGAAGAAAAAGAUACUGGAGCUAUCUGGAAGUAGCAAGAAUGAGCUUAAUCGAGCAAAAAGGAGCUGGAUGUGGAAUCAGUUCUUCCUCUUGGAGGAAUACACAGGAUCCGAUUAUCAGUAUGUUGGCAAGUUACAUUCAGACCAAGAUAGAGGAGAUGGAUCACUUAAAUAUAUCCUUUCAGGAGAUGGAGCUGGAGAUCUCUUCAUUAUUAAUGAAAACACUGGGGACAUCCAGGCCACCAAGAGACUAGACAGGGAAGAAAAGCCUGUGUAUAUCCUUAGGGCACAGGCUAUAAACAGAAGAACAGGAAGACCAGUAGAACCAGAGUCUGAGUUCAUCAUAAAAAUCCAUGAUAUCAACGAUAAUGAGCCCAUGUUCACCAAGGAUGUUUACACUGCUACUGUUCCUGAAAUGUCUGAUGUUGGCACUUUUGUUGUUCAAGUCACUGCAACUGAUGCUGACGAUCCCACCUAUGGGAACAGUGCUAAAGUAGUCUACAGUAUUCUCCAAGGACAACCCUACUUUUCAGUUGAAUCUGAGACAGGCAUCAUCAAAACAGCAUUGCUCAACAUGGACCGAGAAAACCGAGAGCAGUAUCACGUGGUUAUUCAAGCUAAGGACAUGGGAGGCCAGAUGGGAGGCUUAUCUGGGACCACCACAGUGAAUAUCACCCUCACUGACGUGAAUGACAAUCCUCCACGUUUUCCUCAGAGCACUUACCAGUUUAAAACUCCUGAGUCAGCCCCUCCAGGUACACCAAUUGGCAGAAUCAAAGCAAUUGAUGCUGAUGUUGGUGAAAAUGCAGAAAUUGCAUACAGCAUCACUGAUGGAGAGGGUUUAGACAUGUUUGAUGUCAUCACUGACCAGGAAACACAGGAAGGAAUUAUCACUGUCAAAAAGGCUUUGGACUUUGAAAAGAAAAAACUGUAUACCCUCAAAGUGGAAGCUUCCAAUCCACGUGUGGAGCCCCGUUUCCUCUACUUGGGCCCAUUUAAAGAUACAGCCACAGUUAGGAUCAUGGUGGAAGACGUCGAUGAACCUCCUGUGUUUGGCAAACUAGCCUAUGUUCUACAAAUAAGAGAAGAUGCUCAGAUAAACAGUACAAUAGGCUCAGUGUCAGCCCAGGACCCUGAUGCUGCCAAGAAUCCUGUCAAGUAUUCUGUAGAUCGACACACUGAUAUGGACAGAAUAUUCAACAUUGAUUCUGGAAAUGGUUCCAUUUUUACUUCUAAACUUCUCGACCGAGAAACAUUGCUGUGGCACAACAUUACUGUCAUAGCAACAGAGAUCAACAAUCCGAAACAAAGUAGCCGUGUACCUUUAUUUAUCAAAGUUCUGGAUGUCAAUGACAAUGCCCCAGAGUUUGCUGAAUUCUAUGAAACUUUCGUAUGUGAAAAAGCAAAAGCAGAACAGCUGAUCCAGACCCUGAGUGCUGUUGACAAGGAUGACCCUUACAAUGGGCACCAAUUUUCCUUCUCCUUGGCUCCUGAAGCUGCUGGCAGUUCGAACUUCACUAUUCAUGACAACAAAGACAACACAGCAGGAAUCUUGACUCGGAAAAAUGGCUACAAUAGACAUGAAAUGAGUACCUACCUCCUGCCUGUGGUGAUCUCUGACAAUGACUACCCAAUUCAGAGCAGCACAGGGACUGUGACCAUCCGUGUCUGUGCAUGCGAUCAUCACGGCAACAUGCAGUCCUGCAAUGCAGAGGCACUUAUUCAUCCAACUGGACUAAGUACUGGUGCUCUGAUUGCCAUCCUCUUGUGCAUCAUUAUACUUCUAGUGACGGUGGUACUUUUUGCAGCUCUGAGGCGGCAGAGGAAGAAGGAACCUUUAAUCAUUUCCAAAGAGGACAUCAGAGACAACAUUGUCAGUUACAAUGAUGAAGGUGGUGGAGAAGAAGACACUCAGGCCUUUGAUAUUGGCACACUAAGAAAUCCUGAAGCCAUAGAAGACAAUAAAUUACGGAGAGAUAUUGUGCCAGAGGCACUUUUUCUCCCUCGACGGACUCCAACAGUACGCGAUAACACUGACGUCAGAGAUUUCAUUAACCAAAGGUUAAAGGAAAAUGAUACAGAUCCUACUGCCCCACCAUAUGACUCCUUAGCUACCUAUGCAUAUGAAGGCAAUGGCUCUGUGGCAGAGUCCCUGAGCUCCUUGGAGUCUGUCACUACAGAUGGAGAUCAAGACUAUGAUUACCUUAGUGACUGGGGGCCACGGUUUAAGAAGCUGGCAGACAUGUAUGGUGGCACAGACAGUGAUAAAGACUCUUAAUAUGUUGCCUUUUUUCAUUUUCCAAUACAGCAUUGAGAUUUGUGAAGUGGCUAUUUCUUUAUAUUUAUCCACUGCUCUGUGAAGGGUCCUCUAUUCUACCAAUUCCAAAUGUUAAUGACUGCAGUCUUUGUGGAUCAAAUGUUAGAGACUUUUUCUAGUAAACUUUUAUGAGUUUCCAAGAGGCAAAGUUUUAUUUUUUAGUGCAUCCAGUUUACCAACCCAAGUCUUUCAGGCACAGUGGUAGUAGAGAGGACAGGGAGCAAUAUUUUUACUUGUUCUCUCAGUGUAUAUUUGAGGACAUUAUUCUUUCCACUCGCCUGUUUUUUUUGACCAGCUCUUAUUAAUUCAACUCAGAUGACUGUUCUAGCUGUACAUUACACUUACUGAUGUGAUAAGGAAUUGCAAUUUAACCUAAAUACAGUAUUCUAGUAAAAGUAAUGGGGGAGGAAUAACUAUGAAACUAGUAUUGUCUGACAAAGAGAUGAAAAAAAUCAUAUAUACUAUAAUUUUGCAGGUAAUUCAGAAAUACCAGUUAGCCAUUGUCUCCUGUUCUUUGAGUAUUUUUUUUUUCAGUAUUAGCUACUCUUCUGAAAGCAUGAAGUCAGUUAGUAAUCAAAGGUACAAAUUCCAUAGAUCAAUCUAUCAUUGGGUACACUGUUCUUUGGAUAUAAUAUGAUGGGCCAGCCCAAUUAAGGGUAUACAAUUUCAAUGCCAGUUUAUCAUAGUUUUAUGAUACACUUCAAGUCAAUAAGCAUUUAUUAAGUGAUUACCGUGCACCAAGUCUGCAAGUCGUAAUCACAAAGUGGUAGUUUAAAAUUUCAUUAAUUCUCUCUCUACUAAUUCAGAAUUUAUGAUCACAUAUAGGCAUGCUGAAGUUUUGCCCUUGCAUUAUGUUAUGCUUCAAUAUUUCAAGAAUUUGAGCUUUCAUCUCUAUGGAUAUUCCUCCACCAAUGCAGUUCACACAACUCCUCCAAGCCUUAGUAGACUCUCUUCUUGAGUGACUGCAGCCAAAUGUUUAUCAUCUGGUACCAGCUUUUUGGUGAUGAGCCUCUAUAAACUGAGAUAGGCCAAUUAAUGAAGGACAGCCUUUUACCAGUCCCAUCCUGGAAGCCUUUCCAACUUGACCUUUGCUUACAUAGCAUUUGAAAACUGAAGAUUACUUCCUCUGUGAGGCAACAGAAUAAGAGUAUGGGGCGAGGGAGACCUGUUAUGAGGGAAAUCAAAGGUUUUACAGGCAAUCAAUAGUGUAAACAAAGAAAACAUAUAACUUUGUUAAACUGAAAACCAGCAAACUGGUUGAAAUCAUCAUUUGAAAUUAUAGAUGAUUUAGAUUCUAAACUAUAAAUGAGCUAAUUACAAAUGAUACUAUUUGUUAAAGCCCAUAAAAGUUGUCAGAGAUAGUUUCUCUCCUGUACUUGUUAGCAGUUUUACUGCAUGUUUGUGAAAGUAAUAAAAUACUUCCUAUAUUUUUUAAACCAGUAUUUUAGGCUUUUCACCAAAUUGAACUAAAUUUUUCUUGAUUAGCGAUCUUGAAUCUUUCUUGAAUUCGGUGAUAUUUUAUUGAAUAGCUCAAAUCAUGCUGUCGGUGGUGAGGUGAGAGCCAAAUUUGAAACUGAAUUUUGUUGAUUUAGUUGUAUUUCUAUAAAUAUAUAUAGAACCUAAAUAAAUAAAUAGACCUGAUAGAUAUAGUUAUAGAUGGAAAAAUUGGGCUUGUAGUACUUAAUGAUAAAAUGGAAGCCUGCUAUUAAAAUGCUUACAGAAGACAAACAAAUGAAAAUCUUAGAUGUCUUGAGUGAGCUAAACAGGGUUGUUCAAGGUAUCAAUUAAAAUAAUAGUCAACUUUUUUUUAAAAUGUAUUUCUUCAAAUUGAUUUUACCUUUGUUCCCAUGGCAAUUCUGUCACUCCUGCCUUGAAAAGUAAUACUAAAAUCAUGGUUCCGCAUCAUGACAAAGGAGUAAUGUAAAAAUAGUUGAAGCCAUCAUUCCUAUUAUUGCACUUUUACUGUCAUGUAGUGGGUUAUUUGGAGGAGCUAAUUUACGAACAAGUCUUUUUUAGCAAAUUCCAUUGAUUUCAUAAUACCAUCAUCAUGAUCUUGUCAUUUAAAGAACCCUAUCAUGUGCAAUGAUAAGGAAUGUCCAAGGUACUGUAACUUUAGCAAUCUUUGUUUAUAAACUUAAAUCUUUAAAAUAUAAUUUGUUUACAUAUAAAAUAGAAACUUAUAGAUAUGCUUAAUA
Phascolarctos cinereus (koala) is the source of this 6878-nucleotide messenger RNA. Lineage: Eukaryota; Metazoa; Chordata; Mammalia; Diprotodontia; Phascolarctidae. The record is from RefSeq and is a predicted model, not a curated record.